UGCCCGUGUUCGUUCCAGCUGACUCUUGCUAUGAUACCGAGCGCUCGCUUUACCGAGUGUGCCCGGAGAAAGAAAGAAAGAGGUUGCGGAGGUUAGCUACAAAAAAAUAAAGAGAAAGCAACAAAGAGGGCAGCGGAAUAAUGACAGCCGUCCGUCCAAACCGCGAUAGCUCACAUUAAAGUAUUAUACAUGUUUUUAUUUUUAUUUGCAAACAUUUUUGAGUUUUUCAAGGUCUGUCUAUUCGAUUUAUUCUGAGUUUAUACUUCACUCAAAGUGUCCUGCAAGACUGCGAAGGACUGAAUUUUAUUUUUGCCUCCAUGGACGCCCGUCUCAUUCAGCUCAUUCGCUUUUUCGGGGAAUAUUUCUGUCCUGGCCGCGAGGAGCUCCAGAUGAGCGCGAUAUUGACAUACGUCAACAAAUAAGCGGUGAUUCCACGGAAGAUCAGAGCCGUUCUAAUAGAACGCGAAACCAUUGUCGCAAUAAUUCUUUGAAGGGAGCCAAGAGGAUGUUUAGAGGGUGAAGUAAAACUCCCAGCAGCUACUCACUUCAGUCAGUGGACUAUACAGGACGUCAGUUCACUUCACUAAUGGGUACGAAUUAGGAGAAGCACCUUUAAGACGAAUUUUAAACGCUCAUAAACUUCGAUAUACAUCCUUAUUGCAUUUGCUCAAACAGUUCUUUAGUACAUUUCUGCCUCUGGUUGGAAAAUUUUUACAGUCAACUGUCUAGUGAUCUCAAAAGUUAUUAACUGGUCGAAGCUGGACUAGGUGUACACCAAGGAAUGUCCAGGCCAAUUUCUCAGCUAUUGCCACCCGACCUUCCAGCAGGGACCAGUCCGCAACUUGGACCUGCAAACCCUGCAGGUACCACCACCAAUGGCCACCUGAACAAUUCCAUGGCCAGUCUGAAAUCCAUUCUUCAGCUGCCCAUUAAAGCGGACCACAGAGGGAAAAACUGCUGUGAAAUGAAAGAUAAAGACAAACCUCUGGAUUCUGAUGAGGAUUCAUUGGGCGGAGUAGGAGGCAUGAAUGGAGGCAACGGCUCCCUGCGCCCCACCAACCAGUCCGCCUUCCUUGGACCAUUGCUUUGGGAGCGCUCGUUGCCAUGCGACGGCGGCCUGUUCCAGCUACAGUAUAUGGACCUAGAGGAAUUCUUGACGGAGAACGGGAUGGGGUGCAUGCCUUCGGGAAACACUUGCAGUACUGCCGCUCAGGUCCCUUCCCAGAGCACGCAGUCGGCCGUUCCCAGCCAGAGCUCUCAGUGCCCCCCAUCUUCCUCUCCACCAUGCUCUUCAUCUGCCUCCUCCAUCUCUUCCCUGUCCUCUUCAUCUUCAUCAUCCUCUUUGCUGGGUUUGGAUGUGCCGCAGGCCCCUGGAUUGUUGGGAGGUCCAGAGUGUCUGCAUGGAGCUCAAACUGUACCACCUGAUCCUUCUCCAAGCCCUUCCUGCCCACCUCCGCCAGUGGUGCCACCAACCAAUGUGGCUGAUGUCAUGGUGAACUUUGAUCCUGACCCUGCUGACCUCGCCUUGUCUAGUGUGCCAGGUCAAGAGGCUUUUGACCCACGCAGGCAUCACUUCACAGAUGAUGAGCUGAAGCCUCAGCCCAUGAUCAAGAAGGCCCGCAAGAUGCUGGUGCCAGAUGAACAGAAGGACGAUAAAUACUGGAAUCGGCGCUAUAAGAACAAUGAAGCAGCAAAGCGCUCUCGCGAUGCCCGCCGGCUGAAAGAAAACCAGAUUUCUGUCCGAGCAGCUUUCUUGGAACGGGAGAACGCCGCCCUCCGACAGGAAGUCGCUGAUAUGCGAAAAGAACUGGGCCGCUGUCGCAACAUCAUCAACAAAUUCGAGAGUCGCCAUGGAGACUUAUGAAAAGGAGAGAAGGAGAAUAUAAGCAGAGACACUAAAUGAACAAUUUUGAAUUAGCGUUUCAAGGGCUUUGCAGCUCAGCUUGGAAUGGCAUUUUCUCUCAGUGUUUGCUUCAAAUAAGCACUACGAUACUCUAUUCACAGAUUUACGUUUCUUCGUAAGUGCAGGGAUCGGUUGAAUUAGGUGAUGUGGUGCUUGGUUGAAUCAAAAACUUGAAAAUUGUGAGUUAAGUUAAACAGCCCCAGUGUAUGGAUGUCCAGAAGGUCUACAUGUAAGCACAAGCGUUUUCAUAAGCUUCACGUGUUCUUUUACGAUACAAACCUGAACCCUGACUGUGGAUGUGCAAUCUCUCAUAAAUACUCACAGAUAAUAAACACAGAUGAUGUAUAAUGUCACAUAGCCCUUGUGAACAUCCUCUUUCUAUUCAAGAUGAUUUUCUCAGAAAGAGAAUUAUAUAGAAGGUGGUAGAGAUGUAAUUUUUUCUAUGACAAAAACAUUGUAUAUUUUUGAACUGUUAGGGGCAGCCAUCAUAGAAUAGAAGAAGAGGAAAUGUGGAUGGUAACGAGAGAGUGAAGAGAUUUUGACAAAGGAAAACUGUAUAUUUUUAUAUUCGCAAAGGCAGAAAGUUGAUGAGAUUUUGGAAAUAAUCUUUUUUGUAUAUUUUAUAUAUGGGUGGGAGGGGCUACGGGGAGCUGAAUUGAAAGAGGGCUAUAUGAAGAAGUUUGUUAAAAGUCAGGAUCGCUAUCAUUAAUGAUACAUUUUCGACAUCAGCAGCAGUGAGGCAGGUCAGGAAGAACAUGACCAAAAGGGACAAAUGUCAAUAAGAGUCAAGGAAAGGAACGGAGAUGUGAACUGGGACAGAGAAAAAUAGGAAACAUGAAAACUGUAUAGUUUAACAAUUUUGUUCAAGCACUUUUUUUUCAUUACUUAUCUUUGAUUCCUUUUCUUAAAAUUCAGUGUGUGUUUGUUUUAUCCUGAGGUGUGUGUUGGAAGAGAGAAAGAGAGAGUGAAAACAUUGAAAGAGCUUUGCUUUGAAAAGGCUUUGUUCAGACUGCACAUAAAUAGGAUUUGUUUUGCAAGUGAUGAAAUCGGAUCCGCUUGUUCAGAGAGUUUAGUCAAUUUACAGUAUAUCUGCUGUACAUCGGUUGCCAUAGGAAUGACUUAAGCAUCAACAGGACACCAAGACACAUAAGGUUUCCAUUUAUGACAUCUCUCCAUGGUGCCAAUGUCAUCCACAUCAGUCAACACAAGCAUCAAUUACAUAGUGAAUGCCACAUGUGAGCAUGUUUGAGUGAAUUCAUACACAGCAUUUGACACACUGCUGUGCUUUGUGUUUGAUGCUGUGUUGCACGUCAUAUCCUAAGUGAUGAAAAAAAACUACACGAAAUCCGAUCUGACCAUUCAGAUUGAACUGUACAAAUCAGAUUUCUAACCACAUAUGGAUGUGGUUUGGCAACAUGAUCACACAGGAAGUGUUUCAGUACCCUGCCAUUGACACUAUUCUGACAAAUAUCUGGCAUCACCUCCUAUCAGACAUCUUUGCAUCUAUUCAAAUGUGUUUAAAUUUCCUGUGAUGCUACUGUGAGCGUGUUACAUUAGCAAUCUCAGAGACACAGGUUCUGGUCUUGUGAGAACCAGGAAGUAAUUGCUUUCGCAUAAUCAAUGAUAACUGCGAUUCUAAGAUUGGGUUGGUGUUUGGGUUACACCGAUUGAUUCAUCAAAUAUUCAGACCCACUUUAUAUUAGGUGGCCUUAACAACUAUGACCUUGACCAUUUGAUACAAUGUGCUUAUUAUGUACAUACAUGUUGUUGCAUUGUUAUUAUAUUUAAAGUACUUGCAUAUAAUUACAUUUGUAGUUACACUGGUAACUCUACACCUAACCCAACCCUUACACCAAAACCUAACUCCUAACCCUAACCUUACUCCUAAACCUACCCGUGCCUCAACCUCAGUAGCAGCAAAUGUGGACAUUUUACAGAACAACAUAUAGUUACAGAGUAAAUACAUAGUCUUGUAAGGCCACCUAAUAUAAAAUGUGACCAAAUAUGCAUUCCUGUUGACUGUAUUUUGUAAUUUACAAGUCGCUAUUGCCGUCACUCUGUGGACAUUUCACCCGGAAGCUGGAGCUCACACGUGAUUAUAUGGUCAAAACACUUCCAGCUUUGGCCACUGGGGGCAGUGGUUCGAUUUUCGGUAAGCACAGACCGAUUUCAUCUAAAGAACUUAUGACCUACUGUUGCUGAAUUCACAGUGAUGUUAGUGGUGGUUUGGAUCAGGUUUGUAAAUAUGCAUUUGUGUCGGAUAUGCCAAAAAAUCUGAUUUUUGCUGCCAGUCUGAACAAAGCCAAGGAUGGGUAGUUUCUAUAAAUGUGUACAUGAUUUUUUAAUGUACAGUGUAUAUUUAAAUGUUAAUACAAAAAUGUUGACACACAGAUAUAAAAAAAAACUGCAUCUGGGUUUUCAUGUCCAUUCACACGUAUGCACAGAAGUAUGACUUUCACAUGAACUGAAAUCACAACAGCAAUAUUCUUUCUCUCGGUUUCUACAUCUCUUUCACUCUUCCUCAAGAUUUUGAUGUUGGGAACUGCAUUGGUGCUGGUGUGGCUUCGGGAAUUUUGCAUGCUGGCGCAUACUUGCAUAUUUUGUCAAUGCAGGAAAACAGUUGGCGUUUUAUAUGGUGCUCACCCAGUCUCUUGACCCAAACACCCAUAACCCAACACAGUUAUAACCUGUUUGCCAAUAACCCUUCUCCUUUUAGUUUCUUAUUAUUGAUCAUUGUCUGAGGAAUCGUG
This is a messenger RNA of Xyrauchen texanus (razorback sucker), 4653 nucleotides long. Its product is annotated as hepatic leukemia factor-like. Bases 782 to 1864 code for a protein of 360 amino acids. Gene Ontology annotation, biological process: regulation of transcription by RNA polymerase II. The record is from RefSeq and is a predicted model, not a curated record. Lineage: Eukaryota; Metazoa; Chordata; Actinopteri; Cypriniformes; Catostomidae. Gene Ontology annotation, molecular function: RNA polymerase II cis-regulatory region sequence-specific DNA binding; DNA-binding transcription factor activity, RNA polymerase II-specific. The transcript has 4 exons. Gene Ontology annotation, cellular component: nucleus.